Diachasma alloeum is the source of this 3317-nucleotide messenger RNA. Its product is annotated as heat shock protein 60A. Bases 111 to 1829 code for a protein of 572 amino acids. Lineage: Eukaryota; Metazoa; Arthropoda; Insecta; Hymenoptera; Braconidae. The transcript has 4 exons. The record is from RefSeq and is a predicted model, not a curated record. Gene Ontology annotation, molecular function: ATP binding; ATP-dependent protein folding chaperone; protein-folding chaperone binding. Gene Ontology annotation, cellular component: mitochondrial matrix; mitochondrial inner membrane. Gene Ontology annotation, biological process: apoptotic mitochondrial changes; mitochondrial unfolded protein response; protein refolding.
UCCGUUCAUUCUACUCGGCGUAGACAACGUGCGGGCACGCUGCUUCCAUCACUUUAAUUUCACUGGAAAAUUUGGACUUUUGGGGAUUCCGAUCGAGCGAUUGAUUGAAGAUGUACAGACUACCAACAAUGAUGCGAAGUGUGGCUUCACGCCAGCUGCAGUACCAAGCGAGGAUGUACGCCAAGGACGUGCGUUUCGGUCCCGAGGUGCGUGCACUCAUGCUCCAGGGCGUCGACAUUCUCGCUGACGCAGUGGCUGUCACCAUGGGUCCAAAGGGACGCAACGUCAUUCUAGAACAGAGCUGGGGCAGUCCGAAGAUCACGAAGGACGGAGUCACAGUCGCCAAGGGAAUCGAACUCAAGGACAAGUUCCAGAAUAUUGGAGCUAAACUAGUACAGGAUGUGGCCAAUAACACCAAUGAGGAGGCUGGUGAUGGCACCACAACUGCCACUGUCUUGGCCAGAGCCAUUGCCAAGGAGGGAUUCGAGAAAAUCAGCAAAGGGGCUAAUCCAGUUGAAAUUCGUAGAGGUGUCAUGAUGGCAGUAGACAAGAUCAAAGAGGAACUGAAGAACCUCUCGAAACCGGUGACGACCCCCGAAGAGAUCGCCCAGGUCGCCACGAUCUCCGCAAACGGAGACACAGCGAUCGGCGCCCUAAUCUCCUCCGCCAUGAAGCGAGUGGGAAAAGACGGCGUGAUAACCGUGAAGGACGGAAAGACCCUGCACGACGAGCUCGAAGUGAUCGAGGGCAUGAAGUUCGACCGCGGCUACAUCUCCCCCUACUUCAUCAACUCGACGAAAGGUGCCAAAGUGGAAUUCCAGGACGCACUAGUCCUCUUCAGCGAGAAGAAGAUCUCCUCGAUUCAGAGCAUCGUUCCAGCACUUGAGCUCGCCAACUCCAUGAGAAAGCCCCUGGUCAUCGUCGCCGAGGACAUUGAUGGGGAAGCCCUGACGACCUUGGUCUUCAACAGACUGAAGAUUGGCCUGCAGAUCGCAGCUGUCAAAGCUCCGGGCUUUGGGGAUAACAGGAAGGCGACUCUUCAAGACAUGGCCAUUGCCACUGGGGGAAUUGUCUUCGGGGACGAGGCCAAUCUGGUUAAGAUUGAGGACGUGACUGCCAGUGAUCUCGGACAGGUCGGCGAGAUAGUGAUAACGAAAGAAGACACCCUCCUCCUGAAAGGCAAAGGCAACAAGCAGGACAUCGACCAGCGAGCUGACCAGCUGCGCGACCAGAUCGAGAACACCACCUCGGACUACGAGAAGGAGAAGCUCCAAGAGCGCCUGGCAAGACUAUCAGCAGGAGUGGCAGUGCUGCGAGUUGGUGGUAGCAGCGAAGUCGAGGUGAACGAGAAGAAGGAUCGAGUCCACGACGCCCUGAACGCCACGAGGGCAGCUGUUGAGGAGGGAAUAGUCCCUGGAGGAGGCACUGCCCUCCUCAGGUGCACCCCAGCCCUGAAGAGCCUGAAGCCAGGGAACAGUGAUCAAGCCACUGGCAUUCAGAUUGUCGAGAAUGCCCUUCGCAUGCCCUGCCAGCAGAUCGCAGCUAAUGCUGGGGUUGACGCCAGUAUGGUUGUGGCUAGAGUCACUGAUGGAAAAUUGGGGUACGACGCCAUGAACAACGAGUACGUCGACAUGAUCGAGGCAGGCAUCAUCGAUCCCACGAAAGUCGUGAGGACUGCUCUCACUGAUGCUGCUGGGGUUGCUUCACUGCUGACAACUGCUGAGGCUGUCAUCACUGAAAUUCCCAAGGAGGAUCCACCUGCCAUGGGCGGCAUGGGUGGCAUGGGAGGAAUGGGCGGUAUGGGAGGCAUGGGCGGCAUGGGAAUGUAGAGGGCACAAGGUUAAGACUGAAGAACUGAUUGUUUCACACUGUUUAUCGAAUCGCCAAUUAUUACGUGGAACGAGUAUCUCUGGGAGUAGUGGGUUUGGAAGAAAUUUGGGGGGAUCUUGCCAGAUAAUGUCUCUUGAUGCUUUUCGGUGGAUUCAGCGGUUUAGGGGAGAUUACGAGAUUUAACAGCACUUUUUUUGGUUUCUUAGGUCGAAGGAAAAGUUUAAUUGGAUUGAAUAAAGCGAUAUCUCGGGAACUAGUGGGUUUGGGAAGAGAAUGGUGAGGAAGUUUUUGUGCAGAAUUUCGAGAGCUACGGAAAAGGUAUUAUGACUUUUUGCGAUAGAACCAGGAGUUUUAGAGAUAUUGCCAAUUUUUUCAGAGGAUUCUUUUCAUGAGGCUUGAAUUAUCGUUGAAACAAAUGGAUUUAGAGGACAAUACCGAGAGACAUCUUUCGUAGAAAAUUUCGUAAUUUACGAGAAAAAUAUUUCUUCGGAAAAUCCAGUAGUUUUGGAGAUAUUCUAACAUUUCUCAGAGCAUUCUUUCUUCUCCAGGGAGAAAUUCAUUGUUUUUCCUUCAAUAAAACUCGAGAUAUCUCGUAAACUAGACGAUUUGGAAGAAAAUGUCAUGAGAUAUUUUUUUAGCCCAUUAAAUUCCCCAGAAAAAAUCCCUUCUGACAUUUUUCUCUAAACCCCCUAGUGCUGGAGAUAUUGAGCAUUUUUUUAAAGCGAAACAAAAAUGAACUUUCUUUCAGACCUGAUAAUUCUUAAUGUUUUUUUUUCUUUCUGAGGAAUUGUUUAAUGGGCUGAUUCGAUGGUUAGGGACCUUGGAGACAUGUCUCCAAAAACGACACAGACAUUCGACAAGUAUCUUACAUUAAGAUUGACGAUUUUUCCAUCACUAAAAACCUUGUGCUCUAGGUGGUUGGGAAGGCAUUUAUCGGGAAUUUAUGGCUGCCAUCAUUGCCACUGUCAUGUUGGCACUUGGUGUUACGUAACACUAAUGAGGAUAGAGUUCACUGAAUUUAAUGAGUUUAGAUUUUCUGGGAGAGUAGAGUAGUGAAUUGGUGAAACGAGAUGAAAAACUGACCCAAUGAUUUUUUAAUGUUUCAAAAUCUGAGGGGAUGGGAAAAUUUUCGUGGGAAUUUUUCUAGGAGAGGGGAUUGAAAGCUACAGAAAAGUCAUCACGAAACUUUUUGUGUCACCUCUAGAUCCACCAAAAAAGUUUCACCAGUUCACUGAGGAUUUAUUUUCCAUUGGAUACUAAUUUUUCCUCAGUUCUGACUAAAAUUGCGAAUUGUUCCAAAUGCUGCAUUGCGCAAAUACCCUGUGCAUUUAAAAAAAUGAACAAAAUACCUGUUAUCUGAGUGUUCCUGUUGAAGGAUGGAAGUGUAAAAAUAUCUUAAAAUACCGAUUUAUCCAUAGUACAUGUUUUUUUAACAGUUAAUUCUUUAUUUUUCACUAUUAGUCUAAAUAAAAAAUGUCGAAAAUACA